Chlorocebus sabaeus (green monkey) is the source of this 2662-nucleotide messenger RNA. It is a transcript of the gene SAP30BP, whose product is annotated as SAP30 binding protein. Gene Ontology annotation, biological process: regulation of DNA-templated transcription. The record is from RefSeq and is a predicted model, not a curated record. Lineage: Eukaryota; Metazoa; Chordata; Mammalia; Primates; Cercopithecidae. Gene Ontology annotation, cellular component: nucleus.
CACAAACCCAACGCAGAGAAGCCAAAGCGCUGGGAAUUAAGCAUUAGCCAGAACCCACACAAUCUUAUAUCCGUCGCGCAGUGAUGACGUACCGAAGCGCUGGCAUGAGGGCGGAGCCAGGCGCAGAAAACUGCCGUUUUGAUUGGUUUCCAGUGUGGCGCGGGGUCUCUUGGGACCCGAGAGACCCUGCCUUUCCGCCCGGAAGUCGGCGUCUUUGAGUCAUAGGAGUGAGCCACGCCAGGGCUGUGGGAAUAAGAUGGCGGGGAAGAAGAAUGUUCUGUCGUCUCUUGCAGUUUACGCGGAAGAUUCAGAGCCCGAGUCUGAUGGCGAGACUGGAAUCGAGGCGAUGGGCAGCGCGGCUGAGGAGAAAGGCGGAUUGGUAUCUGAUGCCUAUGGGGAGGAUGACUUUUCUCGUCUAGGGGGUGAUGAAGAUGGUUAUGAAGAAGAAGAGGAUGAGAACAGUAGACAGUCGGAAGAUGACGAUUCAGAGACUGAAAAACCUGAGGCUGAUGACCCAAAGGAUAAUACAGAAGCAGAAAAGCGAGACCCCCAGGAACUCGUGGCCUCCUUUUCUGAAAGAGUUCGGAACAUGUCGCCUGAUGAAAUCAAGAUCCCGCCAGAACCCCCUGGCAGAUGUUCAAAUCACUUACAAGACAAGAUCCAGAAGCUUUAUGAACGAAAAAUAAAGGAGGGAAUGGAUAUGAACUACAUUAUCCAAAGAAAGAAAGAAUUUCGGAACCCCAGCAUCUACGAGAAGCUGAUCCAGUUCUGUGCCAUUGACGAGCUUGGCACCAACUACCCAAAGGAUAUGUUUGAUCCCCAUGGCUGGUCUGAGGACUCCUACUAUGAGGCAUUAGCCAAGGCCCAGAAGAUUGAGAUGGACAAAUUGGAAAAGGCCAAAAAGGAGCGAACGAAAAUUGAGUUUGUGACGGGCACCAAGAAAGGCACCACGACCAACGCCACAGCCACCACCACUACCACCGCCAGCACAGCUGUUGCAGAUGCUCAGAAGAGAAAGAGCAAGUGGGACUCGGCUAUCCCAGUGACGACGAUAGCCCAGCCCACCAUCCUCACCACCACAGCCACCCUGCCAGCUGUCGUCACGGUCACCACCAGCGCCAGCGGCUCCAAGACCACCGUCAUCUCUGCUGUGGGCACCAUUGUGAAGAAGGCCAAGCAGUGACCUGAGGGGCCACCCUAGAACUCGAAAGGACUGUGCAGCCCAGUGACCACUGCCCAGUUGGAGGCGCCACUUUGUAUAUAUCAGGAUUGGGACUUACUCCCCUGAUGCCACCUGAGAGGAGCUUCUAUGUGGCAUUCCAGACAGAAGGACAGGCAGCACAGGAGCCAGGUGCUGUGGACAGGGUCUGUCCACGCACCACCUGGGGUCUGCUGCCCAUUAAAAGUGCCGUUUUCUUACCUCUUGGCAUCUCAGAUGCACUGGCCUCUCCUGCAUUCUGUUUGCAGGCAAAUGCUUCAGCUCACAUGUCCCCCCAUCUUGGUUGGGACUACUGCCUCAGGGUUGACGAUAGGGUGAUGGAGGCCUGGGACGCCGUUCAGAGGGGUGGCCCAAGAAGUCACCGUUGUUACCCGUGUACGCCUCUGGACAUGGACAGGCGGGACCCCCCAAGCUCCACAUUCGCUCCAUGUGCCGCCUUGAUCCCAAAACCCAGCCAGUUUUUGGGUGAUGGUGGAGCUGUGCUCCCUUGGGUGCACUUGAGCACUCCCCAGUCCAGAUCACUUCUUGGACACACCCAGGCUUUUGAAGUCAAGCCAGUUUCCAGAAGGGCUGGGGUGAGAUCCUGACCUGUGCAGGGAGUAGGGAGGCGUCACCGCCUGGCCAGGGCUGCCCCAGUCCCUCCGUGCCCCGUGAGCGCAGCCAGCCAGGAGCUGAGCAGCGGGGGGAGAUGAAUCACCUCCUGCCCUGGCCAGGCGGCAGCUCAUUGUUUACGGGCAAGCCCUGCUCCUGGGAGGGCUCCUGCCACCCCACCCUUCCUGUGUGUGUUAUCUCUGCCCCACAGCAGCCCCUGGGCAGCGCCAGUGGCCACUGGGCUCCCCCCAGGGCUGAAACGGGUUUCCCAGACCGGGAGUCCAGAGGAGACUGUUUAUCCUUUGUGACCUUUGGCGACUCUCCACUGGAGCGGAAGAGCUGUGUGUCAAAAGAAGGAAGCCGGGCUGUGAAGGGCCGCGUUGCUUUCAGUCGGUGGGCAGAGGUUUAGAAAGGUGGUUCUGAAAUUGCACCUGGUACUCUUGUGGGACCUGAGGAAUAUAAGGAACUCUGUGCAUGAGGUUUCAAAAAUAAAAAUUGAGUCCACUCCCCCCAUACACACACUUGGCCACUUCAGCAGGUCAGUUCUCAGCCCUUCCUUGAUGGGGCUUUGAAGCUCUGGGGAGCAGAGCCGCUCCCUACUCAUGCCCCAGAGGGGCUCUGAAAAGGCUUCCUGUGGCCUCCGACAAGGGCCCCUCAUUAGCCAAGGACGCUGUGGGUGUUUUGUGGGAGGCACCAUGGCGCUGCCGAAAGGGCAGUAGACGUGGAGCCGGCACCUCUGGCCAGAUUCCGUUUAAAACCAGUUGAGUGGUCUCAAACCCUUACCUCUGUAAGCCUGUUUCUUGUCUGAAAUCACGGUAAUAAAGCAUCGUAAGUUGGUUGGGAGGAACCAGA